Molecule: messenger RNA, 1569 nt
Organism: Phascolarctos cinereus (koala)
Lineage: Eukaryota; Metazoa; Chordata; Mammalia; Diprotodontia; Phascolarctidae
Source: RefSeq, a predicted model, not a curated record
AGCUGCUGCUGUUGCUGCGGGAACAGGAAGAGGGAGGAGGAGCUUGACUUGUCUGUCUUUGGUUCCAGAGCAGAAAAAAUGCAGCUCUCUCUGGGAAAUGCGCUCCUUUCCGUUUGGGAAACAGGGCCCCUGCAGAGCCUCCUUCUCUUCUUUGCCAUCCUCCUCAUCCUGGCACAGUAUCUGCAGAGGAGGAGGCAGCAUCACAACUGUCCCCCUAGUCCUCCUGGGCUGCCCAUAUUGGGCAACUUCUUCCAGAUGGUCUUUAAAAACCCCCAAAUGACCAUCCAAAAGUUUGCCAAGAAAUAUGGAAAUGUUUUCUGGAUACAUGUGGGCAGUUUAACUUAUAUGACAGCAACCGGAUUGCCACUGAUCAAGGAGGUCCUGCUCAACCAAGCCCAGGUGUUUAUUGAUCGUCCCCAAGUUCCUGUGCACUUCCAUGGUUUUAAAACACUUGCAAAAGGAGAAGUUUUGAAUACUGUAGAUAAGGUCACUUGCCUUGCCAGUAUACUUUUCAGAGAUGUAGACAUUGAUAAUGAGGUUGACACAUUGCCAGAGCUAGUUCAGAGUUUGGGAGGUUCUGAAGCAACGUGUGGGAGAGAAGAGCUCUACAAAAUGUUUCCUUGGAUAAUGAAAUUCCUGCCAGGAAAUCACCAGAAGUUCUUUAGAGAAUGGAAGAAGCUAGAAACUUUUGUAGAAUGUGUGAUCAAACAACACAAGGAAGACCUGAACCCAGAGGAGACCCUGGACUUCAUUGAUGCUUACCUGAAGGAGCUGUCCAAGGAUAACAUCCAUUCUUGUUUUAAUGAAAAAAAAUUAGUCUUCUGCACUCUGGACCUCUUCUUUGCUGGAACAGAGACAACUUCUACCACACUGAGGUGGGCACUGCUGUAUAUGCCCCUUUAUCCAGAGAUCCAAGGUAAAAUACAAGCUGAGAUUGACUGGGUGGUUGGCCAGUCGAGGCAGCCCACCAUGGCUGAUAAGGAGAAUAUGCCCUACACUAAUGCAGCCAUUCAUGAAGUUCAGAGAAUGGGUUAUAUUGUUCCUUUCAAUGUGACCCGGGUGGCUACAGUUGAUACAACAGUGGAAGAAUACCAUGUGCCAAAGGGAGCUGUGCUUAUGACCAACUUGACUGCCUUGCACAGAGACCCCAAGGAGUGGGCUACCCCAGAAACUUUCAACCCGGAACAUUUUCUAGAGAAUGGUCAAUUUAAGAAGAGAGAGUUCUUCCUGCCUUUCUCAAUAGGAAAGAGGGUGUGCCUGGGAGAACAGCUGGCUCAAGGUGAGCUCUUCCUUUUCUUCACUUGCCUGCUCCAGAAAUUCACAUUCCAGGCUCCCCCAAACAUCCAGCUGAGCAUGGAAAUCCGAUCUGGCUUAACCAUCUCUCCUGCCUCCUACCAAAUCUGUGCCAUUCCUAGAGUGAUGUAGGCCAAGCUAGGCAUGUAGGGUGGACUUCCAGAGAAGGACCUGGAACCACCCUUAUGCUCCAAGAUCACUUGCCCUUCCUUUUGGAGCUUGGGUGGGGAAAGGGCAAGACAUCACACAGGUGAGAAGAGAAGAGGGAGACAAAGG